Messenger RNA from Aspergillus niger, 3054 nucleotides. RefSeq lists its product as uncharacterized. The record is from RefSeq and is a predicted model, not a curated record. Gene Ontology annotation, biological process: mating projection tip cell wall disassembly. Bases 1 to 3054 code for a protein of 1017 amino acids. NCBI's taxonomy places the organism in Eukaryota, Fungi, Ascomycota, Eurotiomycetes, Eurotiales, Aspergillaceae. The transcript has 2 exons. Gene Ontology annotation, molecular function: glucan endo-1,3-alpha-glucosidase activity.
AUGCGACACUCUUUUUUCCCAUUUUCUCCAACGGGUUCAAUCGUUAUUCUCUUCCUACUUCUAGUUUCUCAUGUUCGUGCGAGAGCGGUCUUUGCUCAUUUCAUGAUAUCUAACACGGAAGGCUACACAGUCGAUGACUGGGAGUCUGAAAUGGCCCUGGCUGUCGAGGCAAAGAUCGAUGCGUUUGCACUCAACAUCGCUGCGGAUCAGGAUGUGAAUACUGCUUCCGUAGCAAAUGCUUUCCUCGCUGCUGAAAAUGUCGGCUUUUACCUUUUCUUUUCCUUUGAUUAUGCUGGAAAUGGCGCCUGGGCUAAAGCUGAUGUAAUAAACUACAUCAACACUUAUAAAUCGCCAGAUGUCUACUUUUAUUACAAUGACAAACCUUUUGUGUCCACGUUUGAAGGCCCUGGCAACGCAGAAGAUUGGGUGGAUAUCAAAUCAGAAACAGGUUGUUUCUUCAUACCAGACUGGUCAUCACUUGGAGCCAUGGAAGCAAUGGAGCAGGCUGAUGGUGUCGCGGAUAUGGACACAUACACUGAUGCGUCCUAUAUUAACUACCUUGAGGGCAAGCCCUAUAUGAUGCCUGUUUCUCCAUGGUUCUUCACCAACAUGCCGGGCUAUGACAAGAAUUGGCUUUGGCGAGGAGAUGGCAUGUGGUUCGAUCGGUGGAAUCAAGCGUUAUUUGUUGCGCCCGAAUUCAUUGAGAUUAUUUCCUGGAACGAUUAUGGCGAAUCACACUAUAUCGGUCCGAUCAAAUCAUCGGAUGAUCCACUGGCCAACCAGACAUAUACCGCCUUUGAUACCGGACUGGCGCCUUACAAUUAUGUCCUCGACAUGCCGCAUGAUGGAUGGCGCGCUUUCCUUCCCUAUGUUAUUGAAACAUACAAAAACAACAUAUCUACCAUUACCCAAGAAGGUGUGACUGGCUGGUAUCGUCUGAAUAAAGCUGGAGCCUGCUCCUCCGAUGGAGGAACCACUGGUAAUACAGCCAAUGAGCUUCAGAUUGAGUACUGGCCUUACGAGAUCGUGCAAGACAAGAUCUUCUACUCUGCUCUUCUCGGAUCUCAGGCCGAUAUCACCGUCUCUGUUGGUGGCACUGACCUUGGGGCCUCAUGGACCGCAACCCCCAGUGGUGAUAUCGGAAUUUAUCAUGGCAGCGUAUCGUUCUCUAGUCAUUCAGGUGCGGUGACCAUUACCAUUAGCCGUGGUGGUGCCACGAUUGCCAGCAUAGACGGCCAAUCGAUUUCUUCCGGUUGCGCUGCUGCUUCCGAUAUCGAAAAUUGGAAUGCCUGGGUUGGGAGCAGUAUGUCCUCUAGCACGAUCAGUGCAACUCCGGCUACAUCCCUUUCCAAUGAGACAUGUAUCGAGGGUUGGGGCGCUGGCAAUUUUCUCGGGCUCUGCUCCGCGGCCUGUUCUUGGGGGUACUGUCCGAUCACUGCAUGUGUUUGUUCCAAACUCGGCCCGCCCCCGACUGUACCGGAAGAGACCGGAGUCGAUGGCUAUCCGAUCUCUGGCGAAGAUGCAAGCUACAGCGGACUGUGCUCAUUUGACUGCAACCAUGGCUACUGUCCGAGCACUGCGUGCGGUACUGUCGAAGUAACUCUUACGGUUCCCACUGUAUCCGACUUCGCUGCCGAAGCAUGCACGGCUGGUGAGGGUACUGGCGACUUCGUAAAUCUUUGCGCCUUUGGAUGCGCACAUGGCUAUUGUCCCAUUCAUGCUUGCAACUGCACCGCGACUGGGGCGCUCGACCUUUUCUCUGUGGUCAACAGCAGCGCCACAGCCCAUCUGGUCUCUGGCGAUGACGAUUAUGGCCUGUGCGACUUUGCCUGCGAGCGUGACAGGUGCUAUGACCAGUGCGAGCUUGGAGAAUCCUACUCAGAGAGUGAUGAGCUCUCCUGUACGGACGAUGACACACGGUCCUGGUGUGAAGUGACGUCGCCGUGCGAUUAUAACCUGACCAUAUCCACUAUGGAAGACCUGGACGUCGAGAGCGCUUACAUGCAGGAUGAGUGCAUUCCCUAUUACAUGUUGACAGUUUUGUACAACUUGGUUGACGAAGUGGUGGCCAACUAUACGGAGAUCAUGGCCGACAAUAAUUACAACAAGACCUUUAAGUAUUACAAGGAAUACGUCGAGAACAACAUUACCUCCAGCCUCGCUAGUGUCAUGGAAUGGGCACCUGCCGGCCCGGGCCUCUCUUACUUUGACUGUGUCAUCGAAUGGAAGGGCAAGAACGAGUCCGCGACCAGCUGUCCCAACUACAGCGCUACCGGAGUCUUCAGUGUGUACUACGAGGUCAAGAACUCCACGGAAUUCGAGGAAAUGUUGCUGGAGGACUACGGCAUCCAGCCGGACUGGUUCAAGUACGGUGUCGAGAAGGAUUCCUACCUCUGUGAUGGAGAAAGCAUCCUAGCCCCUUCGUGCCAUGAUUCUGUCGUCACAUACUACAACAUACCCCAGAAGGCCGACUACGUCAAUAUCACCGACCCUCGGGUAGUGGUCGAGAAAUCCCUACCUAAUCUCGACAACCUGCAGGCCAACAUCCUCGCGGUACAGCUGCAGAUCUUGCUGGGGUCUUGGCCCGGGUUCACGGACGACAUCGUGCAGAGCAUCUCCCUGGCAGUGGAGCUUCUCCUCCAGGCAGUCAGUUCCAUGCAAGAAGUUGUGGCAAUCGGGAAAGCAGAAGAAGCCUGGAAGAAAAAGGAAAUGAUUGAGGAUAUCAUCAGCGCUAUCUUCCUGGUGAUUCCUUUCAUUGGCGAGGCAGAUGCCAUCAGUGAUGUGUUCCUGGAUGUAUCUCGAGUUGCGACAGUCGUUGGAGACACCGCUAUCGUGGCUGAUAGUAUCUAUGAGAUUGUUGAGGACCCCGAUAAUCGUGUUGCUACUAUUUUGUCAACUCUGCUUCUGGUUGGGCAGCGCUCCGCAGAGGAAUACGGGACUAUGGCAGCAGCUCGGCGAGAUAUACCGGAUGAGACUAUUGAGUCUCUCGGGCCUGUUUUCAAGGAGAAGAAUACUCAGGUGGAGAAUUUAGUCAAGGACUGUGCUGCUGCUUAG